CCCCUACAACCUCCUCCCAAACAUUAAUAACUGCUCCCCCACCAGUACGUUUGGGAAGAUACCCCCUCACUGUCCCCCUAAAUCCCCCUUUGUAAAGUGCUGCAUAUAGAGAGACAGCAAAGCUUCUUAUAUAGGACUCUUCCCACUUCCUUCCCCAGCCCAUAACUAAAAUGGAGUUAAAUGUAAAUAAAAUCCACAUUUAGCCCAAGUUUGGCAGGAGCAGGGGCACAGGGGGCGGGUGGGGGCACGUUACCCCCUUUCUCAAUCACACAGAACCCACCAAUUCAUGUCCAUCGCCCACCCCAGAUCCCAGAUCACGUGAGGACCUCUCUGUGUUACUUCCAACAAAUUAAACCCCCUGUAUUUCGCCAACCACCCGACCAAGAAACCCGAGAACCCCACCCAUCACUCCUCCCCUAUGUCCUCUUCAAUCCUGGGUGUAAGUCACCCCACCAAAACAAUGAUCCCCUGUCCAAAGGGGCCCCUAAACCGCAUGCCUCUCCUCCCCGCCGCCUGUGCCAGCAUGGGGUGCACGGUCUGAAACCGAUUUUAAAGGGUUAACACCUUGUAGACCGCCCCGGAUUUCAAGGCAGGUUUUCACAGAACAGUCUGGGGGUCCCGAUGGCCCCAAGUCCGGUUCCAGUGGGGUGCUGAGUUUUGGAGGAACCGGGGAGAAAGGCGAUAAGAAAAACACAAGUUGCACAGAAGCUGUGGCUGGGAGCUGUUAUUGUUCUCAACGUGGUCCGCUCUCUGUCUAUAAAGCGAGGAGGAGCCUGCGGCUCUGCAACCAGUCUGAGCUGAACUUUAGCGCAGCUUCUUAAAAUCUGCAGCCAUGGCACAGGAGCAACAAGAGGUCGCCCCAGCUACCCCAGCAAAGAAAGCCACCAAGGCAGCAGGCAGUGCCAAGAAGGCUACCAAAAAGAAGAACCAGCCUGGAAGGUACAGCCAGCUAGUGGUGGACACCAUCAGGAAGCUGGGCGAGAGAAAUGGAUCCUCCCUGGCCAAAAUCUACAGCGAGGCUAAGAAGGUGUCCUGGUUUGACCAGCAGAAUGGACGCACAUACCUCAAGUACUCCAUCAAGGCUCUGGUCCAGAAUGACACCUUGCUCCAGGUCAAGGGAAUUGGGGCCAAUGGAUCCUUUAGGCUCAACAAGAAGAAGCUGGAGGGUCUCCCCGCUGAGAAGAAGGCUGCGCCCGCUAAACCAGCAGCCAAGAAGAAGGCAGCGUCUGCCAGCACUCCUAAAAAGAGCCACAAGAAGGCAAAGCCAGCCAAGAAGUCCACCAGCGCCAAGUCACCAGCCAAGAGCCCCAAAAAGACGACAGCCAGCAGGGCAACCAAGAAGGUGAAGAAGGCUACAAAGCCCAAAGCACUCAGAGCCAAGAAGGCAUAAAAAGGACUAUAUUGACUUUGUAUAUACCAUGCAGCCGCCCAUCUUCAUUUCCAAAUCAGUGAAGACUAAAAUCCAUCUCUUCCAUUUACGAUGAUUCUUAAAGGAACUUUUAUAUACUUGACUGCAUUGUAUUUCCUUUAUUGACUUUAGUCAAUGUUAAUUUUUAAUAGAAUGCAUUUAGGAAUUGCUUCCAAUGCGCAGCUGUAGGUUCCAUCGUUUUAUAUGGGACUCUUUAAGCUCAGACUCUGCACCAGUUUUGUUUUGUUUUCGUAAUCCAUUCCUCAGCUCAGUUUAGAAAGAGUUAACUCGCUUUGCUUUAGGACAUUAUUUCUUGCUAAAUCAUGUUUUAAACAUAGAGCAUAUAAUAACGUUUAGACUUUACAGGGAAAGGGUUAAAUGCUAAGUUUUCUGCAUGUUUUAUUUUUGUGUUUUUUUAUAAAUACAUAUUUUCUUAAAGCAAUUCUGUACUCACGGUAUAACUUGGUUGUACUGGUGUUUUGAAUUAAAACUAUUCAUCUUUGAAAACCUUGUGUUUACGUCCAUUAAUAAGAGAAAUACAAAUGUGGGACAAAGUAAGUCUAUAGAAUGGAUUACCACAAUAUCUUUGAGUUUAUCAUUAAAGUGUGAAUUGUGUCAGGAAUUAGGGGGGGGGAAGGUUUCAUCUUGUAGCGAGCCAACAUGUGAAAUAUAAGUGAGAGUCCGAGAUCAGGGAACAGACAACGAAGGGACAUGUAAUAG
Molecule: messenger RNA, 2128 nt
Organism: Pelobates cultripes (western spadefoot toad)
Lineage: Eukaryota; Metazoa; Chordata; Amphibia; Anura; Pelobatidae
Source: the annotation of a GenBank genome assembly